This is a messenger RNA of Nicotiana tabacum (common tobacco), 3787 nucleotides long. Lineage: Eukaryota; Viridiplantae; Streptophyta; Magnoliopsida; Solanales; Solanaceae. The record is from RefSeq and is a predicted model, not a curated record.
UCUAGGGUUUCUCUUUCUCUUUCUCCACCGACGGGACCGUCCCUUUUUUCCUCUCUUCUCCGUUCUUCUCUAUUUUUACCGGCGGUUCUUGUUUUUGAUUAAUUUUCUUUCAUAUACAAAGCUACAUUUUUUUAUACCCAUAUGGGUGAAAAAGAUUCAGAAGGCACUGAAAGUGCCACAACAUCGGAGGAUGUUGAAAAUUCUGAUAAAGGCGAAAAAGUGAAGGGUUUAGCGGACAAUUCAAGCAAAAAGAUUUGUGGGUUUGAUUCAAGUUUUGAUAUUUCUGGGAAAAGUUUGGAUUAUCCAUUAUUGGAAGGUGUUGAAGAGGGUGGUGGUGGGAAGGUUGAGGGUUUGUACAUGUACAGGAAUGUAUUUAAUUUGAUUCCUAAGUCAAUUGGUGCACUUGGGAAAGUUAAGAUACUGAAAUUCUUUGGGAAUGAGGUUAAUUUGUUCCCAACUGGAGAGUUGAGGAACUUGGUUGAAUUGGAGAGCUUGCAAGUGAAAGUGUCAUUGCCAGGGAUGAGUGGAUUGGAUUUGAAUAAGCUGAAGUGUUUGAAAGAAUUGGAGCUCUGUAAAGUUCCUUCUAGACCUUCAGCUUUCCCUCUUUUAAGAGAUAUUACUGGUCUUAAACGUCUUACUAAGCUCUCUGUCUGUCAUUUUUCUAUCAGAUACCUGCCUCCAGAAAUUGGCUGUCUUAGUAAUUUGGAGUACCUAGAUCUUUCAUUCAAUAAGAUGAGGAGUUUACCUGUUGAGAUAACUCAUCUGAACUCAUUACUGUCACUGAAAGUUGCUAAUAAUAAAUUGAUUGAAGUACCUCCGGGGCUGUCUUCUCUGCAAAGAUUAGAGAAUUUGGACUUUUCUAACAAUAGAUUGACGUCCUUGGAGAAUCUUGAUCUCCUUUCAAUGUAUAAUCUGCAGAGACUCAAUCUUCAGCACAAUAAGCUUCUUAGGUGUUGUUCUAUUCCUUCAUGGGUAUGCUGCAAUUUGGAGGGGAAUUGCAUAGAUUUGUCCAGUUCAUCGUCUGAAAUGGAUGUGCUUGAAGAUUAUGAUCAGGAAACCUCUGAGAAUUCGCAAAAUGGAGCUUCUAUCACAUCGUCGGGUCAUUUAUGUGGCUCAUCACCCAUUCAUCGAUGUUUUCGGCCUCAAAAAUCCAAGAGAUGGAAGCGGCAGCAUUUGCAACAGAGAGCUCGUCAAGAACGGCUAAAUAACAGCAGAAAAUGCGUCGUCGCCUGCAAACAUUCUGUGCUAGUUGAUGAAUCUCUGGUGGAAGGCCCGUCAAACAUAGUGGAUGACGAUGCUGAUGAUAAAGAACUCUUGACUGAAGAGGCUGAGUGCAAAGACUCUGUAGCUAAUGUUGUUGAUGAAGAUAGCAGAAAGGAGGAGCGUUAUGUUGAAAGAUGUUCGUGUGUUCCUGACUCCAUUGGGACAAGCAUAGAUAGUCAUAGUAGCUGUAAAAAAUGUGAUGCUUCAGUAGGUUCUCUUUCUCAUGCUGAUGAUGUUGUCGAGGAAAGCUCGUCUCCCGAGGUGUCUAAUAUUCCUCCAAAAUCGAAAAGGCACCUCGAUGGGGUCAUUGAUAAUCCAAAACCAUGCAAAACCCGCAGACCAACAGAUGAUUCAGAUUUAUCCUGCAAAUACAGCAUGAUAUCUUUCUGCGGUAUUAAUGAUUAUUUACCGGAUGGCUUUUAUGACGCUGGACGAGAUCGGCCAUUUAUGUCGCUUAGGAAUUAUGAGCAGAAUUUGCAUCUUGAUUCGCGGGAAGUCAUUUUAGUUGACAGGCAAAGGGAUGAAAUGCUGGAUGCCAUUGCUCUGCGUGCUCAAGCACUGAUCCUUCAUUUUAAGCAGAUAAAUGGUUUGUUCAGAGAUAGAGAACAUGUUGCUAUAGACAACUUGCAAAUUGCGUCAUUGCUUGCACUUUUAGUAUCGGAUCAUUUUGGUGGAAGCGAUAGAAGUACUAUUGUUCAGAGGGCAAGGAAAACAGUAUCUGGGUCGAACUACAGCAAGCCUUUUGUCUGCACAUGCCCUACCGGAAAUGAUGACACUACCAGCAUAGUCACAAAAGACAGUCCUAGUGGCUUAGGAGAUAUACUUUUCCUUGAUCUUUGUGAGAAAGCACUUCGUUCCAUAAAAUCAAGGCAAAAUUCUAUUGUUGUUCCUAUUGGGAGUUUGCAGUUUGGUGUAUGUAGGCAUAGGGCCUUGCUUAUGAAGUACCUGUGUGACCGAAUAGAACCUCAUAUAUCUUGUGAGCUUGUUAGGGGUUAUUUGGAUUUUUCGCCACAUGCAUGGAAUGUGAUUGUGGUAAAGAGGGGUGAAUCAUGGGUUCGAAUGAUAGUGGAUGCGUGCCGUCCCCUUGAUAUCAGAGAAGAGAUAGAUCCAGAAUACUUUUGCAGGUAUGUGCCAUUGAGCCGGAUAAAUGUUCCUGUUGUGCCAGAUGGUAUUCCUGGUCAAGUUAGUUCUUAUCCUUCUCUAUCCGGUUCUGAUGAAAUCGAUAAAGCUCCUUCCUCAACCCUCGUCCAGUGUAAAUUCGGAUCGCUUGAGACUGUGGCAAAGGUGCGGACUUUAGAGGUAUCCAGGUCCUCCGCGGAUGAGAUUAAGAAUUUUGAGUAUAAAUGCAUUGGAGAAGUUAGGGUGUUGGGUGUCUUAAACAGUUCAUGCAUUGUAAAAUAUUACGGUCAUCAAAUAUCUUCAAGAUGGGCUCCUUCAUCAGAUGGCAGUUCAGAAUGUCGUACUUUGCAGUCUGCUAUUUUCAUGGAGCACAUAAAAGGGGGUUCACUAAAGAAAUAUGUUGAUAAGCUCUCUCAUGCUGGUGAGAAGCGUCUUCCAGUUGAGCUGUCGGUAUUUAUUGCUCGAGAUGUGGCAAGUGCAUUGACAGAGCUGCAUUCUAGGCAUAUCAUACAUCGUGAUAUAAAAAGUGAAAACAUCCUAAUAGAUGUGGAUAAGAAGAGAGCUGAUGGUACUCCUACAGUAAAGCUAUGUGACUUUGAUAUGGCAAUUCCUCUUCGUUCUUACUUACAUACUUGCUGCAUUGCCCAUGCUGGAAUUCCUCCACCGGAUGUUUGUGUUGGUACACCUCGUUGGAUGGCUCCUGAGGUGUUUCAGGCUAUGAAUAAGCGCAACAUCUAUGGUUUGGGUGUUGAUAUUUGGUCCUUUGGGUGCGUCCUCCUGGAGUUGUUAACACUGCAACUUCCUUACUCAGAGUUAUCUGAAUUAGAUAUCCACAAUUCUCUUCAGGUGGCUAAUCGGCCACAACUACCUGAAGAACUAGAGGUAAUGGCCACAUCCUCCAAAGCAGAGCUGGAAGAUCUAGCAAAGUCUUGUUCUGGCAACGACCUAGACAAGCAACAAUCUGAAUCUCAUAUCCUGAGAUUUCUCGUUUCUAUUUACCGUUGGUGUACCGAGAAGGAUCCAGACGACCGUCCCACAGCAGAGAACCUCUACAAUAUCUUGCUUACCUGUGCUAACUCUCUCCCUAUACAGAGUAAAGAAGAAGGAUCAAAGUCCAUCAGAUGAAAUUGAUCUUCCCCAAAAUUUUUGUAGCCUUAGAAUGUUGUAGACUAGCAUUAGAUUAUUUGGAGUUAGGACCCAAUAUUUGGGUCUGCGGCCCCCAUUGAGCAACAUGUUCCUUAGCCUCGCUUCAAUUAGAGAACCUCACGGUCUUAUAUGAGACACUAUGAUAGUUAUCUAUCAUUUUUCUAUUCCUUUUCCAGCUUGUAGUUCUAUAUACUUGUUGCCAUUUAAUGUUAUUCCUUUUCCCAAUUGAUAAUUAUGAAACUAUUCCAGUUUAUACUUC